Trichoderma aggressivum f. europaeum is the source of this 1560-nucleotide messenger RNA. RefSeq lists its product as uncharacterized. The transcript has a single exon. NCBI's taxonomy places the organism in Eukaryota, Fungi, Ascomycota, Sordariomycetes, Hypocreales, Hypocreaceae. The record is from RefSeq and is a predicted model, not a curated record. Bases 1 to 1560 code for a protein of 519 amino acids.
AUGACUGCCAAACCUCACGUCGGCCUCAAGGCCGCGGUGGUUGCAACUCUCGCCACCGUCGCCAGCGGUCACUCUUGGAUCGAGCGUGCCUACAAGGUCCUUCCCAACGGCACCAUGGUUGGAGCUGAAGGAUACGCUCGAGGCUGGGUUCCUCGCACUUCUACUAAUCCUCCCUUCCAGGACACCAUCCCUCAGUGGAUUCUCCCCGCUGCUGGCCAGAGUGCUUAUUCUGGGGAUGAGGUGCUGAACAAGUACAAGAUGGAUGAGAACCCUCCCUUCCCUAUGUUGGAAGCCGCUCCGGGCGACCACAUAGCCAUUAUCCAUCUUGAGAACGGUCACACCACUCUUCCCCAGAAUCAGCCCAAGAAGCCCCUGAACCGCGGUACUGUCUUCCUCUACGGCACCAGCCAGCCCAAGGAGAGCGAGCGUCUCUUUGAUGUCCACCUUGUUUGGAACAAGAAGGGCACUGGAGGUGACGGUCGCGGCGUCCUCCUGGCUACCCGCAACUACGACGACGGCCAGUGCUACCAGCCAAACCCCGGUCCCAUCAGCACUGAGCGAGCUGCCAAGCUUGCCCCUGAGGGAGCCAAGCAUGAGGUUGAGCUUGGAUGCCAGUCCACCCUUCAGCUGCCCAGCGAUCUCAAGCCUGGUUCCAUCUACACCAUCUACUGGUACUGGGACUGGCCCGAUCUGAACGCCGACAACAUCAACUUUGAUGCCACCACCAACGGCCUCUACCCUUGGGCUGGCACCUUCAUGCGCGGAGAAAAGGACCCCAACGGCUUCACCAUGGCCGCCAUCGCCAAGAAUGAGAGUUAUGCUAGCACCAUAGACAUCAAGAUCACGGGUGACUCUUCUGCCAAACACGCCAACCUCAUGAGCGAGUUCCUCGAUAAUCAAGACAUUUACACCAAAGCCAUCAAGUCUCAGAUGGCCAGCAACUUUGAGGUCAACGUUGACGCCAACGGCGCCAACGACAGCCCGAGCUCAGCUCCUGUCGCUCCUGUCGCCCCUCCCGCUCCCUCUGCAGUUGCUCCUCAGCCCUCCCAAGUGGCUCCCACUGCGGUUGUUCCUCAGCCCUCCCAGGUGCCACCCACCUCGGCAGCUGGCAAGAAGACCACCGCUGAACACACCGUCACUCGCCUAGUCACUGCCGAGCCGUCAACCGUCUGGAAGACACUCUACAGAACUGUGUCGGCUGACCAGGGACCGGCAACCUCAGCCUCGCCAACUGUGGAGCAGCCUCGUCCCACCGUCUUCAAGACCAUCACGAUGCAUGUCCCGGUUGCCGUGGCUUCGCCUGCGACCUCGACAACCACAAUCACCACAACCACAACUUCGACCAGCACCAGCAGGGUUCAUCACUCUGCUUCCACCGUCUUCAUGACCAUUACGAAGCACGUGCCCGCUGCCACGCCGCCAAGCGACAGUCCAGUUGAGGCGCCGACCUCGACCCUGUCGAGCUCGCGCUCCAGCGUCGAGCCCAUCGACAACCGUCCAACCGUGACGCCCUUCAUGCCCAUCGUCGCUAGGCGCAACUGGGCUUUCGGCCACCAUUAA